Messenger RNA from Larimichthys crocea (large yellow croaker), 1522 nucleotides. RefSeq names its product CLN6 transmembrane ER protein b (gene cln6b). Lineage: Eukaryota; Metazoa; Chordata; Actinopteri; Sciaenidae. The record is from RefSeq and is a predicted model, not a curated record. Gene Ontology annotation, cellular component: membrane; endoplasmic reticulum. Gene Ontology annotation, biological process: lysosome organization. Bases 469 to 1407 code for a protein of 312 amino acids. The transcript is spliced from 8 exons.
CGUCACAGAGUUAAAUCAGCCCUGAUACACGUCUAGUUAUGGCGGUAUCAUCAGACAGUUUGUUGUCAGCUGAUAAAUCAGACAUGAAUUCAUUCACAUUUUUAAAAGUAAUGUCAUGUCAGAAAAAUAUUAUUGUUAUUUUAGUGUUAGACCAUUGUAGGAAUGAGGCCAGCAUGAAGGUUAGUCUGUCCAAUCAGAGCUGGUUGGUCCGUGUCUCACAGGUAUUCAUGAUCUCUGCAGCAUAAGCUUCUAACUGUUCAUGUGAAACCAGAUUAAAGCUGUCUAAUAAAACAGUGGGGGAGGUUUAUACAGAUUACAGGAUUAUCUGCUGGCAGGUCAACCUUUUUUAUCAUGAAAAUCAUUUUUCAGUCCAACUGAGGAGACGAGGAAACGUCUCAGAGGACACCUCGUGAAAACUCAUCAGACUGAUGUUGAAACAGUCUUAGACAGUGUUAAGGUGGAGGAGACAUGCAUCAUCGUCCUUUCAUCAGGAGGAGACACACCUCAGCUCUGCAUGCAGCAAGUCUCAUGUGCAGCCCGGUGGAAGGUUCUGCCGAGGCGGAGGCGGUUCUGUCGAAGCCUCGGUUCCACCUGGACCUCUGGCUCCUCUUCACUGUCCAGAACUGGAUCCUGGAUGUGGGCCGGCCUGUUGUCAUGCUCGUCCUCCCGGUGGACUUCUUUCCCGUGAACCGUCCAGGAGCUGUGGAGUACCUCCACAUCCUGUACGCCGUCAGCACGCCGCUCGUCCUGCUCAAAAUGCUUGAACGCAGCCCGAGGACUCUGCCACGCCCCGCCGUCCGACUCGGCAUCAUCUGUGUUGUCAUGGGAACCAGCCUCCACCUGGUGGCCGACUCCGUCACCCGACGGCUCGUGCUGAUUGGCUACCAGCUGCAUCUGUCGGUCAGAGAGAAUCCAGUCAUGCAGGAGCUGAAACCUGCGUCGCUGGUCGACGCCUUCGAGCUCCUGUUCUACUACGACGACACUCUGGGUCACGUGAUGUGGUGUGUCCCUCUCUUCCUCGUCCUCUUCCUCUUCUUCAGUGGUUCUUUCAGUCACAGGAACAGGAAACAGGAAGAGAAGAUGGCGCCGGCAGCGUGGAUGCUUCUCGUCCCCAACGCCGCCUACUACUGGUAUCUGAUCACUGAGCGACAGACCUUCAUCCUCUUCAUCUUCACCUUCUUCGCCAUGACGGCCACAGUGAUGCACCAGAGGAGGCGGGGCUUGGUUCCUGACAGCAACGGCCUCUUCAUGCUGUGCAGUUUCUCUGCAGCUCUCGUCCUCGUGGCGUUCUGGGUGUCCUGUCUGUGGAGCGACGGCGUCCUGAGGAAGAAACACCCGGGGCUGAUCUACGUCCCGCAGCCUCGUGCCGUGUACACGCUCCACCUCCAGCAGAACGGCACCACGUGACGGAAACUACGUCCUCCAGCAGACUCGGAGACGCUUUGACCCCGCUGAAGAUGAACGGACAGAAAACAGAUUGUCAAACUUGAACAUGUUCAAACUGCAAAGAUGAAAAAUCUGA